Messenger RNA from Eucalyptus grandis, 1926 nucleotides. RefSeq names its product TMV resistance protein N-like. The record is from RefSeq and is a predicted model, not a curated record. The transcript is spliced from 4 exons. Gene Ontology annotation, biological process: signal transduction; defense response. Lineage: Eukaryota; Viridiplantae; Streptophyta; Magnoliopsida; Myrtales; Myrtaceae. Gene Ontology annotation, molecular function: ADP binding. Bases 1 to 1926 code for a protein of 641 amino acids.
AUGGAUGUCCGCAAUAACCACUCAUCGCUUCCAUCUACUAGAUGGCCAAAUGUUAGCCGCCACCAAGUCUUUCUCAGUUUCCGAGGAGGAGAUGUUCGGAGGGCCUUCAUUGAAUUUCUCUUCAACGGCCUCACUGAUGCAGGGAUCAGUGUAUUUAUCGAUCAUCGUGGGAUCGAGAUCGGAGAAGAGAUCAUGCCUAAGAUCUUACAAGUGAUCAGGCGCACACAGAUAUGCAUUCCUGUCUUCUCCAAAGAUUUCGCUUCCAGUAAGAGUUGUCUGACGGAGGUGGCGGAAAUGGUGGCGUGUGACAGGACAAUCAUGCCCAUUUUCUAUGACGUCAGCCCUGAAGUCGUCGGCAAACAGCAGGAGAAUUAUCAGCAGUCCUUCAGCAACCAUGCAGCCAAGAGGGUGACAUCAACGACUCUAGACAACUGGAAGAGGGCUCUGCAGACUGUUUCAGGAAAACGAGGAUGGGAAUUGGAGAAAUUCCAGCACGGGGAGCAUGAACUUAUAAACGAGGUUGUUUCCGAGGUCCGCCAGCUGUUGAAGGAGGAUGAUUUAGAUGUGACAGAAAAUUUAGUAGGGAUGGAUCACCAUGUGCGAGAGAUGAUGAAAAACUCGGCGUUCUCUAUGAAAAUGACCAAGUGGUUGAACGGUAAAAGCUUCCUUAAAGAUAUCCAUGGAGCAGUUGAGCAAAGGAGAAUCUUAUCUCUCCAAGAAGAUUUAAUUAGUGAUCUCCGAAAGAAAAGAUGUACACUCAGAUCUCCUGCUGAAGGUACCAAAUUUAUCCGGUACAAAUUUGCAAAUCUGAGGGUUCUCAUAAUCCUAGACGAUGUUAGUGAUUUUGAACAAACCGAUUCAUUAGCUGGAGAUCCAAGUUGGUUCGGUCCAGGAAGCAGGAUCAUCGUGAUUUCUAAGAGACGCAAUCUUGUUGACGAGUAUAGUCGGGCACCGAUUGAAACUGCUGAUCUAAGCGUGCUUCGUCAUGGAAGCCAGAGGAUUGUCACCUCCAGCAGAAGCAGUUCUGUUAACAUAUGCGAUGACUUCCUCGUUGAAAAAUUCGAGCUAAAGCGAAUGAAUGAUGCCCAUGCUUUUCAAAUGUUCCGUAUAUAUGCUCUUAAAGGAGGACCUCUUCGAGAGGAAAUCUCCUCUGUGGCAUGGGACAUUAGUUUGGCUGCCGAAGGGCUUCCUUUCCUUAUUAAGAUUGUCGGUUCCUCUUUAUAUAGAAAGCCCAUAACGUUUUGGAAGGAGGCAUUGGAUCGAUUGAAGCAAGAGACAUUCUCUAAGGAAGUCAAACGAAUUCUGAAGGCAAGAUAUGAAGCUUUAGAGUACAGUGCUCAACAGAUUUUUCUUGAUAUAGCUUGUUUUUUUAUGGGUAAGGACAAGACAAUAUCCUCUUACCUGUGGAAAGCUUGUAAAUACCAUCCAUCUUCAAGGAUUGCUGAGCUUCAAGACGAGUCUUUGGUAACAAUCACUGACAAUAAUGAAUUUUGGAUGUAUAAUCAAGUAAAAUUCCUCGGGAGGGAGCUUGUCAAGGAUGAAAAUUCAAGUAAACCUUCUGAGCGUAGUAGGCUUUGGAAUCAGGAGGAUAUUGGACGAGUACUGAACGAAGAUAAGGUUGCUACGGUAGAAGCCCUCAUUGCCUCGUUCGACAACCCCCGUUUAUUUGGUAAACGCAGAUUUUUCCAUAAUUUCUCAAAUCUUAGGUAUCUCGAAAUGAACUGCCCCAUUCUUAAGGGACACAGGCAGACUGCAAGGAACUUCAGAGAGGAUCUUUUCCUUCCAUGGUUAAAAUGGCUUGAAUGGCAAAGGUGCCUCAAUAUCUCCAUUCUACUUGCUUUAGAUCUAUCCAACUUGGUCUAUCUUAAUCUGUCUGGGAGUUCCUCCACAAAUUGGCGGUGUUGGAAGCAAAUUAUAAAGGUAUGA